AUGAAUAUACAUCAUCAACAUGCAACAAUCUAUUCAUCUACACCUAAACUUGUUGAAUCAUUUUUAACUGUUCCUCGUACAGUAACCGAUCGAAAUGAUUUUAUAUCAUCACUUGUUCAUACACUUGUACAAUCUGAUACAAUAAAACAAUCAUCUCUUAUUGAAUCACUUCGACAUCAACAACAAAUAAUUGGUACAAAUUCAAAAAAUAUUCAUCAAUUUUCUCGACAAAAACGUAAACAUUUAUCACGUAAAGGAAAUAAAUUAUUAUCAAAAACAAUAAAAAAAGUUCGUAAUGAUGCACGACAAAUACGUAAAACAGAUUUUCAAAUUGAUUAUAAAAAUUAUUUAUUUAUGAAUGAUUUAUGGAAACAAUAUAUAACAGAAUUAUUAAAAGACGUAACAAAUAAUGAAGGUAUUCUUCAACGUAUUCUUACAGCUGAUUAUCAUGGAUGUAUAAUACGUAUUGUUAAAGCUAAAAAUCAAUCAUUAAUUAAUAAAGAAGGAAUUAUUAUUCAAGAAACAAAAACUAUGUUUAUUAUUAUUGAAAAAAAUAAAAAUCGACGAUGUUCUAUAUUGAAAAAAGAUUGUCUUUUUUCAAUCGAUAUUAUUGUUAAAGAUAAACAACAAACAGUAUUUAUAUCAGGUGCAGCUAUUGCUGUACGACCUGAACAACGUGGUCAAAAACGAUCGACUAGCAUUGAAUAUAUGCAUGAAUUUUGUUAA
This is a messenger RNA of Rotaria sordida, 726 nucleotides long. The record is from the annotation of a GenBank genome assembly. Lineage: Eukaryota; Metazoa; Rotifera; Eurotatoria; Philodinida; Philodinidae.